AUGAACGGCGGUGCCCCGCCGCCGCCCCCCGCCGCCGCCUCACGCUGCCGCCGCCGCCCCGCCUCUCCGGAGCUGCUGCGCUGCAAACGCCGCUUGGCCUUCGCCUCCCUUUCGGGCAGCGGCACCGCGGCGGCGGCCGUGGCCCGGCGCAACGAGCGGGAGCGCAACCGCGUGCGGUUGGUCAACCUGGGCUUCGCCGCUCUGCGGCAGCACGUCCCCCACGGGACCGCCAGCAAGAAGCUGAGUAAGGUGGAGACGCUGCGCUCCGCCGUCGAGUACAUCCGAGCGCUGCAGCGGCUCCUCGACGAGCACGACGCCGCCGCCGCUUUCCCCGACGGCCGAGCGGGCCGCUCUGCGGGGCGGGGGGCUGUCGGGGAAAGCGGCGGCGGCAGCGGCUAUUCCUCCGCCUCGCCCUGUUCCUCCGAGGAGAGCGGCUACGAGCCGGUGCUCAGCCCCGAGGAGCAGGAACUGCUGGAUUUCACCAGCUGGCUUGGGAGCUACUGAGCUGGUGGGAGCCAUACCUUGAUGCCUAUGGUCUUCCGCAGCAGCCAGCAGUACCCUCCAAAAUAAAUCUCCCCCAGAAAUUCUCAAGUUCCUCCUGGCUGCUUUCCUUGCUGGGCUGAAGUGCAAUGGUGUCACGGCUCCGAUGUCUGCUCUGGGGCUGCUGACGGACAAGGUUUUCACCCACUCCAGAGAAUGGCUGUGCAUCCCCUCGCAGCUACUUCCCAUCAGCCUUUGGAAAGGGUGGAAAAAAGAAAUGGAAACCACUUGAUGCUUCCUUGUUUCUGGAGGGGGAGGGAAUUUUUUUUAUAAUGUCAGAUUCUAUUUUAUAUGCAACUUGAACCGCCUAUGGGAAGAGUGGUGUAUGAAGACUUAUUUUUGUAUGAGAAACCUUGGGGAAAAGGGUUAAGGAGGUAGCUCUAUUUUCAGUCCAAUUCCCUUGUUCUUGAACACUGCCAGCUGGAAUGUUUGGGGAAUAUACACUGUUUAGAUGAAAGGGUUUGUUUGUUUUUCUUUCUCCAAACACUUUACUAAAGGACUGCAAAGUUUUGUUGCAUCUCACUGUGGUGUCUGACUCUGCCUGGUGUGAAGGUUCACUUCUCUGAAAACUGAAGUUGUUUUGUUGUUUGUUUUUUUAAAUGUAUUGAAGGCAUUUUUGUAUGCACUUGCUAGGAUUUCUUAAGUCGUACAUAUGCAGUUUUUAA
This is a messenger RNA of Lagopus leucura (white-tailed ptarmigan), 1205 nucleotides long. It is a transcript of the gene ASCL2, whose product is annotated as achaete-scute family bHLH transcription factor 2. Gene Ontology annotation, biological process: regulation of transcription by RNA polymerase II; developmental process. Gene Ontology annotation, molecular function: DNA-binding transcription factor activity, RNA polymerase II-specific; RNA polymerase II transcription regulatory region sequence-specific DNA binding; protein dimerization activity. The transcript has 2 exons. Lineage: Eukaryota; Metazoa; Chordata; Aves; Galliformes; Phasianidae. The coding region runs from base 1 to 504 and encodes 167 amino acids. The record is from RefSeq and is a predicted model, not a curated record.